Fragaria vesca subsp. vesca is the source of this 423-nucleotide messenger RNA. Its product is annotated as cyclin-D3-1-like. The coding region runs from base 1 to 423 and encodes 140 amino acids. Lineage: Eukaryota; Viridiplantae; Streptophyta; Magnoliopsida; Rosales; Rosaceae. Gene Ontology annotation, molecular function: cyclin-dependent protein serine/threonine kinase regulator activity. Gene Ontology annotation, biological process: mitotic cell cycle phase transition; regulation of cyclin-dependent protein serine/threonine kinase activity. The record is from RefSeq and is a predicted model, not a curated record. The transcript is spliced from 3 exons. Gene Ontology annotation, cellular component: cytoplasm; cyclin-dependent protein kinase holoenzyme complex; nucleus.
AUGGAGCUUGCGGUAUUGUCAACAUUGGAAUGGAGGAUGGAUCCUAUAACUCCUUUUGCUUUUAUUGAUUACUUCAUCACAAAGAUGCAGUUCAACAAGGAAUAUCCACCAGAAACAAAAUACGACAUCAUUGAAGGGUUCCUCCUCUAUCUUACCCGAGUGAUCAAUUUAGUGCAGCAUAGACCAUCUGUUUUAGCAGCUGCUGCCACCAUAAUGGCAUAUGAUCACCAAUUAACGAGAGCAGGACUGGAAGCGAAGAUUAAGUCCUUCCCAAAUUUGAAGUUUCUAAAGAUUGAAGAUGUGUGUUCAAUCUACAAAAUCUUGCAGGAAAAGGAAGAUAAUGGGAAGUCUACGCGGCCACCGGAUUUCACACCGGCCGAGAGUACAGGAAGUGAUUCAGCUAGAGAAACUGUGACCAGCUAG